UUUCUGGUGAUGCCCUGUCGGCAGCAGGCAUGGCGCCUCCCGCACGCUACUGCGUCCCUGGUGAGCGGCUGUGCAGUACGGAGGAGGCCACGGCUGGCAGCGGCACCUACACUCGUCAUGGCUUCAUCUUCUCCUCGCUGGCGGGCUGUCUGGAGAGAAAGAAUGAGGAAAACGAGCUGCCCGUGGUGUCGGUGGUGAGAGACAGCGAGUCCCAGCUCCUGCCCAACGUGGGGGCUGUGGUGACAUGCAAGGUCUGCAGUAUUAACUCUCGCUUUGCCAAGGUCCACAUCCUGUAUGUUGGCUCCACGCCGCUGAAAUCCACCUUCCGAGGCACCAUACGGAAAGAAGAUAUCCGAGCCACAGAGAAGGAUAAGGUAGAAGUGUACAAGAGCUUCCGCCCCAGUGACAUCGUCCUGGCCAAAGUUAUCUCCCUGGGGGAUGCACAGUCUAACUACCUGCUGAGCACAGCAGAGAACGAGCUGGGCGUGGUGGUGGCACGCAGUGAGGCAGGGGUGCAGAUGGUGCCCAUCAGCUGGUGCGAGAUGCAGUGCCCACGGACACACACCAAGGAGUUCCGGAAGGUGGCCCGGGUACAGCCCCAGUUCCUGCAGACAUAACACCAGAGGGGGCAGGGGGCUGCAGCACUCGGGCCUGUGGAGCCAGAGCAGCCCCUGGGCUCCCACCUUCUUCCUAGCUUCAGCCAGGCCUCCACUGGCAAGGACAGGUUUGCCACUUGUGGAUAAUAAAUUUUUUUUGAGAGCUUCCUGCUUUGUUCCUUAUAGUCAGUGUGGAAGCCAGGGCUAUCUACAGCACUCUGGUCUGCAGCAGCACAGCAGCUGAGGGAACAGCUUCCACAGCACCAGGGGCAGAAGGAAGCACAUUUUCGGUGCUGGUGAAGGGGAAUGAUAGACAUGAACAGCACAGAGCACUAGGUCGGCUGUGCAGGGCACUCACCUCACCAGUGGUUUCCCCACACUGGAAUCAAGCUUGGAACAAAGCCUGUCUCAGCACACCACUACCCAGUGUGGGCUGUGGCUGAAAACAGCCUGGGGACAUUAUCUCCUCAGGCCACAAAUGCAUGCCCUGCCAUUUGGAACGAGGGUGUGGCACACACAGAGCCCAAAAACCAGAGCAUGGCAGGGUAUCACCCUGUCGGGCAGAGAUUGCAGAGCUGAGCUUUGCUCCUUGAGCCUGGCACAGCUUCUGCACACUCGUGUGUGGCCAGCAGUGACUGCUGCAUGUGCACGUGCUGGCAGCAUGGAGCCCACAUGGCCCAGAGACACGUGGACACUU
Molecule: messenger RNA, 1293 nt
Organism: Zonotrichia leucophrys gambelii
Lineage: Eukaryota; Metazoa; Chordata; Aves; Passeriformes; Passerellidae
Gene: EXOSC1
Product: exosome component 1
Exons: 8
Coding region: 30-617 (195 amino acids)
Biological process (GO): RNA processing
Cellular component (GO): cytoplasm; nuclear exosome (RNase complex)
Molecular function (GO): RNA binding
Source: RefSeq, a predicted model, not a curated record